This is a messenger RNA of Amoebophrya sp. A25, 333 nucleotides long. NCBI's taxonomy places the organism in Eukaryota, Dinophyceae, Syndiniales, Amoebophryaceae. The record is from the annotation of a GenBank genome assembly.
AUGAUGAAGACGCUUUCGCGCUAUCGUUUAAUGCGAACGCAGCAAAAGAACACGCAAUCAGCAAGGCAGUGUGCGGGGCGGCGCUCGAGACAGAGGCAGGCGAGAACUCAGACGCAUUCUCUGACUUUGAUUCGGAGCUGUCUUUUCCGGGUCUCACGCGUGAGGAUCCAGUCGACACGGCAGACGCGGGAUCUGGGCUCGGACUUCUCGGCGAGCCAUCAGACGCAAUCGAGCUUUCUGACAAACAGCAAGCAGCAGCGAAGGCAGCGAUCCAAGAGUUGCGCGAUGCUGAGAAGGUUUCCGCAGCGGUUCCAGACGAUACGACCGGCGUAA